Rotaria sp. Silwood2 is the source of this 1347-nucleotide messenger RNA. Lineage: Eukaryota; Metazoa; Rotifera; Eurotatoria; Philodinida; Philodinidae. The record is from the annotation of a GenBank genome assembly.
AUGGGGAAAUUCACCGAUGCACUCUACCAUUUGAAUACAUCAAUUGAUUUGUAUUUGAAGAAGGACGCUGAUAAUUAUACUAUUAAUUUCAAUCGUAAACUGGCUUGCGCUUAUAAUAAUAAAGGUCUUGUUCAUAGAGAUCUUGGCGAAUUCGUUGAAGCUUUGAAAUACAUGAAUAAAAGUCUCGAUUUACGUUGUGAUGAUGCUACUUUACUUGAAAAAGAGCGAAGUCGCUUGGCAAUCGAACGCUCUUAUAGUCAUGAAAAUCUUGGUCUUCUUUACAACGACAUGUGUAAUUAUGAAUUAGCUUUGUAUCAUUUACAAGAAACACUUGAUAUUCGAAACAUUAAUUUACCGCCUAAUCAUCACUUGAUCGCUCAAGUUUACAAUAACUUAAGUAGAAUUUACAAUCUUCUAGGCAAUCCAUUGAAAUCUUUCGAAUGUACCGAACAAGCACUUACUCGUCAAAUUCAGUCUUUGCCAGACAAUCAUCCCCACCGAGGUACGAUGUACAAUACGCUUGGCGAAGCAUACUACUCUCAAGGACAAUAUUCAAUGGCAUUAUUAAAUUUCGAGAAAGCUCUCAACAUAUAUCAAUCAGCACGUACUCGAAGUCCUCUUCUUGAAGCUAUUGCUCUCAGCAAUAUGGGCAUAAUCAUGAAAGUCCAAGGAAACUAUGAUGAAGCUCUAAAAACAUUUAUAAAUGCACUUUCAAUUAUUGAAAGAGAGCGACCUCGUCAUCCUGAUGUAGCUCGCUGUCUUAAUAAUAUAGGAUUUGCUUAUAGGGGUAAAAGUGACAAUGCAACAGCCAUAGUUUAUUUUAAUCGAGCACUCAACUUUUGUAAAUCGUAUCUAACAGAGAAUAACGAAGUAACGGCUAUCAGCUAUCUCAAUGUAGCGUCAGAAUUAAAUGAAGAUCAAUACGAUUUGGCUAUGGAGUAUUUUCAGCGAGUAAUCUCGAUUUAUGAUCAUAUUGGUUUACCACAUCAUCACAACAUUAUCCGUUGUCACAUAUAUUGUGGUCACUUUUAUCGCAAAAUACAUAAUCAUCAGUCUGCAUUAGCAUGCUAUGAAAAAGCAAUUUUUCAUUGUGAAAAAGCCUCAUUUCCAGAACGACAUUCCUUAUGGAUUGAAGUUUAUACAAAUUUUGCUCUUGAAUAUUAUCUGAUGGCUGAGUACGGUCGAGCAUUAGUAGAAUAUGAACAUGCUUUACAACAUAUUACUGAAGAAUCACUGGAAAUACCACGAAUUUAUAAGAGCAUGGAUCUUUGUCGAAGACAAAUAAUCGAAACCGACGUUCGUCAAACAAUGACAUUUAUACUAGAUGAAUUGGCAAUUCUACCGUGA